GCCAUCUUGCGUACGGAGGGACGACUUGUCGCUGAGGGUUGGGCUUUUAGUCCCUCUGGGUCUUUGCGUUGAGACCGUGUCUCCGCGUUUCUUGCACCUUUUCAGAGGCUCGUGUCUUUGUAGAAGAAGGUUUUAUUGGGAGGUAAAGGUCAAUGCAGAGCUGUAGUAUAAGAUGCCUUAUGGUGAAAUUUCUGAAGCCAAAUCCUUGGGGCAUGGGGAAGAACUAAUAAGUGAACCAUGCUAUAAAAAAUUGAAGUCAACCGAAGAGGCUUAUGUUUUCCCCCAUCAGGGUAGUGCUAAUUUUCACAGACUCCAAGAGAAAACUGGAAAUGAUUGGGUCCCUGUGACCACCAUUGAUGUCAGAGGACAUAGUUGUCCUCGGGAGGACAAAACCAAAACUACAGAUUUGCUGAAACCUGUGCGUAAUGAGAUACCUGAUAAUAGACCAGAUGUUACUGAAUCCGUUGAUUCACAAGUUUUACAAGAUACAAGUCCCCCAUUGAUAUCCAAAGAUGAUGAGAUAUAUAGCACAAGUAAAGCAUUUAUAGGACCCAUUUACAAACCCCCUGAGAAAAAGAAAUGUAAUGAAAGGAGGAAUCAAGCAGACACUAUCAAUGGUGUAGCUGGCAAAGGAGGACAAGAAGAGAAACAGAAAUUUAACUUCAAAAAAUCAGAGAUUGACAAUGAAUUAUUCCAAUUUUACAAAGAAAUUGAAGAGCUUGAAAAUGAAAAAGAUGAUUCAGAAGGCAGUUGUAAGGAACCCAAACCCUCUGAGGAACAACUUAUUACAUAUUAUCAGGGCCAUGAUAAUAAUCUGUUCAAGUCUGAAGAAGAAAAGAAAAGAGAUCCUAGUAAUGCUCUUGAGUCACAUUGUGGUUAUCAACAGUAUUUGGUGAAUGAACCAGGCAAAUAUCCUUGUAAUGGGCAGGUAAUACCUACAUUUUGUGACGAUUCAUUUACUUCCUUCAGGCCUGAAUGGCAAUCAGUGCAUUCUUUUAUAGUACCCCAAGGUCCGCCUCUUCCUAGUUUUAAUUAUCAUUUAAAUAUUCAAAGAUUCAAUGCUCCACCAAAUCCACUAUCAAAUAUCUUCCAUACCCAAGAUGGCUCUCAGAUGCGAAACGGCUAUUAUGUAAAUGGUUGUCAUGUUAACUGGAAUUGUUUAACUUUUGAUCAGAACAAUGAAUAUACUGACUAUAGUGAGGGUACCAGUAGUGAUCGUCCCUCUAGAAAUGGCUACAGUGUGCAAGAUGGAUACGUGAGUAAUGGUUUUUGUGAAACCAGUGAAGGAUGCUGGAAAGAUCCUUCUGUGGACAAGCAUAACGGAACAGAUAGGUUUACGAACCAGCAGUUUCAAGAGGAAAAAUUAAAUAAAUUGCAGAAGUUACUUAUUCUUUUAAGAGGCUUGCCUGGUUCAGGGAAAACAACGUUGUCUCGAAUUCUGCUUGGUCAGAGUCGUGAUGGCAUUGUGUUCAGCACUGAUGACUAUUUUCACCAUCAAGAUGGGUACAGGUAUAAUGUUAAUCAACUUGGUGAUGCCCAUGACUGGAACCAGAGCAGAGCAAAACAAGCUAUCAAUCAGGGGAGAUCUCCAGUUAUAAUAGACAACACUAAUACACAAGCUUGGGAAAUGAAACCAUAUGUGGAAAUGGCCAUAGGAAAAGGAUACAGAGUAGAGUUUCAUGAACCUGAAACUUGGUGGAAAUUUGAUCCUGAAGAAUUAGAAAAGAGGAAUAAACAUGGUGUGUCUCGACAGAAGAUUGCUCAGAUGUUGGAUCGUUAUGAAUAUCAAAUGUCCAUCUCUAUUGUAAUGAAUUCAGUGGAACCGCCACACAAAAGCACACAAAGACCUCCUCCUUCACAGGGGAGACAGAGGUGGGGAGGUUCUCUAGGCUCACAUGAUCAAGUCUGUGUUACAAAUAAUCUUUAAGUUGGCUAUUUUCAGCUAACACAUUUAUUCUUUGCACUUGAAAAAAAUUAGUGAGCCUGUCUUGAAGUUUAAAUAGUUCCCCCCCAAAAAAAGACUACGUUGCCUCACAAAGGGUAUUCCCAGCAAGUUUUUUAAAUUCUAAAGUGUAAAUAAAAAUUUAUAUAAAAUUGUAUUUUAAAUGUUUUUAUAAUGUUUUGUUGUAAUACUUCUGGUUAUUAUGAAAACACCUGAGUAGAGUGGAUAAGAAUUAGAAUGUUUUUCUACAAUUGAAUUUUAAACUAAUUUUAUCUAUUUGUAGAUAAUGUUGAGCAAUUUUAUGGUUCAUACCUAAAUCUAAUUUUUCAUAAAAUUUUAAUAUUUUUCCUUGGCUGCCUUAUAUAUCCAAGAAAUACUAACUUGUUAUAGGCAAGUUUUUAGUUGAUUCCUCUAUUCAUUAUACAGGUAAAAUUAUCUUUCUGCAGAUUCAUCUGUGUGACAAAAAUAUUUCUGAGCUAUAAUUAGCAUAUCACUUAGUUAAAACAAAAU
Messenger RNA from Ceratotherium simum simum (southern white rhinoceros), 2452 nucleotides. NCBI's taxonomy places the organism in Eukaryota, Metazoa, Chordata, Mammalia, Perissodactyla, Rhinocerotidae. The record is from RefSeq and is a predicted model, not a curated record.